UGCGGAUCGAGCCAGUCGCGGCCCGCAGCCUCGUGGACAGCGGGACGCGGUAAACGGUGCGGGGCGCGCGGAUCGUCGAGUCGUCCAGGAGGAGAACCGGAGCGCGGAUCCAGCCCGGCCCACCAUGAGCCUGCCGCUGUACGCACCGACCCCGGUGCCGCGGGCUCAGCCCACCCCCUUCUACAUCGAGGACAUUCUGGGGAGAAGCGCCUCCACCUCCACCUCCACCUCCUCCUCUCACUGCUCCCCUUCAUCCUCCUCCUCCUCCUCCUGCUCCACUCCGGUCGUCCCGACACCGACUCUCCCGUCGCCCAACUCCUCCUUCACGAGCCUGAUCUCGCCUUACCGGGUCCCGAUCUACGAGCCCACGCCGAUCCACCCGGCUCUGUCCCACCACGCCGCUCUGGCGGCGACCUACGCCUCCGGCGGGGCGUUCGGCGGCUCCAUCUACCCCUUCCAGCACCAGCAGCACCACCAGCACCACCCUCAGCAGCACUCGCACGCGCAGCAGCAGCACCGCUCCCUGGGGGACCAUUACGCACAGGCCCUGCUCCGCCACGACCCUCUGGGGAAGCCUCUGGUGUGGACGCCGUUCAUCCAGCGGCCGCUGCACAAGAGGAAGGGCGGCCAGGUGCGCUUCUCCAACGACCAGACGGUGGAGCUGGAGAAGAAGUUCGAGACGCAGAAGUACCUGUCCCCCCCGGAGAGGAAGAGGCUGGCCAAGAUGCUGCAGCUCAGCGAGAGACAGGUGAAGACCUGGUUCCAGAACCGGAGGGCCAAGUGGAGGAGGCUAAAACAGGAGAACCCCCAGGCGGGGAAGAGGGAGGUGGAGGACGAGGGCCUGGCUGCCAGCAGUAACCCGGGGGAGGAGGAGGCCGACUCGAGGCGGGCGGCCCCCAGCCCGGACCCCAGCCCGGACCCCCACUGUGUCCCCCCCACAUCCACACAGCAGCUGGACUCGGACGGCUCGGAGGACACAGACGGGGAGCUGGACAUAGAGGACCACGACGAGUUCACACUGCCCCCCCACUUCUGAGACAGACCCGGGUCUGUUGGACUGAUACUGAGACACCCCACCUGCAGAGACUCACUGCAGCCCCCCCCCCCCCCGAGAGACACAGGACAGCCCCCCUUCAGAGACAGACUGGACUGAGGGGGCUGGUGCCCCCCCCCCCCCGAACAUUUGGUGGAUGUUUCUUACUGAUGACUUUAGUGUCCUGUACAGGGUGGUGGUGGGUUCAGGGUGGAGAUGGUGGUGUGUGUGUGUGUGUGUGUGUGUGUGUGUGUGUGUGUGUGUGUGUGUGUGUGUGUGUGUGUGUGUGUGUGC
Molecule: messenger RNA, 1327 nt
Organism: Salarias fasciatus (jewelled blenny)
Lineage: Eukaryota; Metazoa; Chordata; Actinopteri; Blenniiformes; Blenniidae
Gene: hhex
Product: hematopoietically expressed homeobox
Exons: 4
Coding region: 125-1036 (303 amino acids)
Biological process (GO): cell differentiation; regulation of transcription by RNA polymerase II
Molecular function (GO): RNA polymerase II cis-regulatory region sequence-specific DNA binding; DNA-binding transcription factor activity, RNA polymerase II-specific
Source: RefSeq, a predicted model, not a curated record